Linum trigynum is the source of this 5137-nucleotide messenger RNA. The record is from the annotation of a GenBank genome assembly. Lineage: Eukaryota; Viridiplantae; Streptophyta; Magnoliopsida; Malpighiales; Linaceae.
UCUUUGAAGGAAUAACAUUUUCUGUGGCAUGCAGUGGUGUACGUGGGUGGGAGCUUUCUUUAUGCAUGUGUGUACUUGUACUGAUGCUGGAGUCUUGAUUCUUUAGUCUGGGUGGAGGACAAUAAUAGAGAGCAACUGUGUAACCCAAAAGAGACUUGAUCAAAUUUUGGGCACCUGGCAUACAAAAGAGACCUCAAGGACAGGGAGGUUGUCCUUUGACUUUUGAGGAUGGUGCUUCAAAUGGUAACAUGAUUGUUCUAUCUUUGGGUUGGGACAUAAACAGGGGAGUAGAAAGAACAAGGAUGCCCUAUGGAUAAUGGAUAGAAUAGAAGAGAAUUUAGAGGGUGUUUAUGUAUUUAUUUUCCUUCUCUGUUUUGGUUAGUUGAAUAAAUUAUCCCUCUCGACAAAAAAUUGCAGCAGUAACCUUUUUGUUACUUGAUUUUCAAUGAGAAGACCUCUACUUCCAUAAAAGUACUCCAGUAAGUAAGAAUUGAACUUCUAAUUUAUCGAUACAAAGACAAUUGUUUUUAUUAGCGAGAUUUAUACGGCCACCUAACAAUUAUCAUGAAUUGCAAUUUCUACCUAACUUGCUAUCCCAUGCAAGAGUGCUCCUUUCAUGUCUCAUCUUAUCAGAACCUACUACACGAAUUUCCUUGCUCCAAAAUCCAAAGAGGACAAUUUUCUUCUAUUCAACUACUCUUAUAGUUGUGUUUUUGGCUAUGAUCUAACAACUACUAUUAAGUUCUUUAUCUCCUUGAUAAUUGGAUAUCGCCUGUCACACUAAAUUUUCUGUCUUUUUAUUACAAUAAUCCUCUAAUCAUAUAUCAAGAUGUCCCAAAAUGUUCUCACUAUACGUGAAAUGAUUUAUCUAGCCAAAUUGAACUCACUUCUAUAUGAUCAUACGUAUUGAAUACGGUAAUAUUCCUUUCAUUCGGGCUUCGGCCCCAUUCUCCGUGGGAAGGGAUGUGCCAGGACCCCUGAGCCCAGUUCAAGCGAAGCUCUUAACAGCUGAAGGCCCGGUAACUCGGUACGUUACCAGCCCAUAUAGUAAGCCCAGGCCCGUGUGAAUCACAUUUCAUCCUACUCUCUCUCUCUCUUUCUCUCUCUCUUCAGUCGAGAAAUCACCCAACGGAAUGCUCUCUGAUAGAGAAACGAAAAGACGAAACCGAGAAGAAAACAAAUCCAGAGAGAGAGAAGGAGACGGAAAAGGAGGAGAAAAGGAAGGUUUCUCUCUCUUCUUCUCCCUUCCGCUUCAGCAGCAAGCAUCAAGAGCAGCAGCAGCAGAGCUCAACUGAAUCCACUGCACCUUUCGCUUUUUUUCUGCUCUGCGCAGAGUAAGAUCUUCGAAUUCUCCAUUCCAGACUUUCUCUUUUGCCCUCCCUCAGCUUUCAUUUUCAAUAAGUCUGUGCGAAUUGCAAAAUUUCUGAUACUUUCAGUCUCGUUCUGCUCCUCUUCCCAGUUGAACGAAUUGGAAGCUGCCUAUUUUCAAUUGAGAUUGGUUUUCCGCGGGAACGAAUUUAGGGAUUCGGUUUAUGUUGGCUUUCAUUUCUGGCAGCAGGGAGGGUUUUCUUGGUGAUUUAUGUUGAUUUCCUCACUUCAGCGGGGAGGAAUCCUGUGAGUUAUAUGGUCCCAAUACUCGGUUUCCAGUUGUUUAUGUAGAGCGUUGUUGCCUGUUGGCCAUUCAGAGGGCUGAACUGCUGUGGAGCUAGGUUUGAGAGUUAUCUUAUUAGAGGUUAGGUGAGUAGUUGAAAACCAAAUGUCUGGUGGUGGCAAUAACAACAACCCGCCAAAGAGCCUGGGGCAGUCUUCAUCUCCAUUUGGGAAUGUUGGGAUACUCAACUCAUCUCCGGUGCCUACGAAUCAAGGGUUCCCACAGUCACAAGGGCAGCAGCAGGGACAGAUUAGUGUAGGGUUCCAGAACCAGUUCCAGCAGCUGUCUCAAGCUCAAGCUAGCGUCCAAGCACAGCUGAAAGCACAAGCAGCCCAUGCUGCUCAGGUUCAAGCACACGCCCAGUUCCAAGCGCAUUUACAAGCGCAGGGGAUCUCCCUCAAUCAGGGCCAGAAUGCCGGGAUGGGAGGAGGCUUCGGGACUUCCUCCUCGACUUCAUUUGGCACCCCUGGGUUGGCCAGCAGUGCAAAGCGGGUUGGUCAGAAACCACUGGGAAGACCUCCUGGUAUUCCCAUGAACAACAUGGUCUCUCCUCCCAAAAUGAUGGAUUUAACUCCAGCUAAUCGUAAGAAGAAGCAGAAGGUGCCAGAGAAGCAGUUGCAUGAGAGAGUGGCGGGGAUUCUUCCAGAGUCUGCACUUUAUACGCAGCUUCUCGAAUUUGAGUCCCGUGUUGAUGCUGCUCUAGCUAGGAAGAAAGUUGAUAUUCAGGAGGCACUUAAGAGUCCUCCAUCUGUUCAGAAAACACUGAGGAUCUAUGUCUUCAACACGUUUGCCAACCAGAUCAAAACAAUUCCCAAUAAACCGAAUUCCGAACCUCCUUCCUGGACUCUAAAAAUUGUUGGGAGGAUUUUGGAAGAUGGAGUGGAUCCUGACCAGCCUGGUGUACUUGCUCAGAAACCGAAUCCCUUGUUACCAAAGUUCUCGUCUUUCUUCAAGAGAGUGACCAUAUCAUUAGAUCAAAGAUUAUAUCCAGAUAAUCACAUGAUCAUAUGGGAGCAGGCUCGCUCGCCUGCUCCACAUGAAGGUUUUGAAGUGAAGAGGAAAGGAGAGAACGAGUUCACUGUUCAUAUUCGCUUGGAUAUGAAUUAUGCGCCUGAGAAAUUUAAGCUAUCUCCAGCUUUGACAGAAGUUCUUGGUAUCGAGGUAGAAAGCCGCCCUAGAAUAAUUGCUGCAAUCUGGCAUUAUGUAAAAGCUAGGAAACUGCACAGCCCAGAUGACCCUGCUUUCUUUAACUGUGAUCCACCUCUUCAAAAAGUAUUUGGGGAGGCAAAAGUGAAGUUCACUAUGGUUUCGCAGAAGAUAUCUCAGCAUUUAUUUCCUCCACAACCGAUCCAUUUAGAACAUCAGAUUAAGCUCUCGGGGAAUAGUCCUGUGGGGACAGCCUGCUAUGACGUGUUGGUAGAUGUGCCAUUCCCAAUUCAAAGGGAAUUGACAGCAUUGUUAGCGAAUGCGGAGAAGAACAAGGAGAUUGAUGCAUGUGAUGAAUCAAUAUGUGGUGCCAUCAGGAAAAUUCAUGAGCAUCGUAGAAGACGAGCAUUCUUUCUUGGGUUUAGUCAAUCACCUGUUGAGUUUAUUAAUGCUUUAAUUGAAUCACAAAGCAAGGACUUGAAGCUUGUAGCUGGAGAAGCCAGUCGAAGUGUUGAGAAGGAACGCCGAGCAGAGUUUUUCAAUCAACCAUGGGUUGAAGACGCUGUAAUCCGAUACUUGAACCGCAAGCCUGCUGCAGGAAGUGAAGCUCCUGGAAGUGCAUAAUUUUAUAAAAUGGUUUUCCAUCUUGCUUGCUCAUUUAAGUGGUGGAUGAUUUAACCUAGGAUGUUUUAAGUUAUGAUCCAAAUUUGUUGAGAGGAAGAGGAAUCGCUCCAUGCUUGUAUAACCAGAAUUCUGCUCUGCACUGUAGCUCUUUCUUGAAAUAGGAAUUAUGCUUGUGGGUCUAUUCUAUACAUGUAUUGGAUCCCAGAAUCAGAAUGUAGUUCGUUGGCAGUUGUGUUAAUGGCAGAAAGGUGGCGAGGUUCGUAGCCCUUUUCUUCCCUUCUCGUCUUUUGUUUUGCCUGGGACUGCGUGAGAUAUAGUAGCAAACAGAAGUUGACCGAAAUCAUUUACAUGUUAAUUUAUCAGAUACAUUAAGGAGUUGUUGGUUGCAGUGAUUUUGAUACUGGCCUGUUAAAGGUUGAUAUGAUUAUAUUGUUAUUUUAGAGGUUGAUAUGAUUAUAUUGUUAUUUUAGAGUUUUACCAUGUACUUGUGAUGAGUCUGUGCCUGUUAAAGGUUGGGACUUUGCUACGGUGACAUGCACUUUCCGGUCGACCUCAUAUAGAAUCAGGUCGACCUAAUCAGUUGUUUCAGUGUACAAACAGUUUCAUGGUGCCUACUUUGGAGAUUCAUAUCUUACAAUUGGCUAGAUGGAAAUUGGAGAUUAAAGGCUUGUUUUGAAGCUGAAGUGUCCCUCUACACAUUAAAGUACUUGGGAGCUCAAUAGAAAGUCUAGAAGACCAUUUUUGAACCUGACCAAAAGGCUAUGCCAAAACUGGGAAACUGCCUGAAAAUGGCUAAGUCUGGCAACGUGUUUGUCAAGCCUACUUUGGAGCUCAAUUUGACAAGCAUGGAUGCGAGUCAAGUCCAGGGGCCUUUACCACGUUAAAUUACGUAUUUUUUUAUACAAAGGCAAGACAUUGAAUGAAAGAUUGAAUAUCUUUAAGGCUUCAAACAAAAGGCUCGAAGUUGCUACGAAGGCUGUUUUUCUGGCAGCUUGCUUGUGCUCGAAGUCUGCCAGAAAAACAGCCUUCGUAACAACUUCGACCCUUUUGUUUGAAGCCUUAAAGAUAUCCAAUCUUUCAUCCAAUUCCUUGAAUUUGUAUAAAAACAUACCUAAUUUAACGUGGUAGAGGCUCCUGGACUCGACUCGCAUUCAUGCUUCUCGAAUUGAGCUCAAAAAUAGGCUUCACAAACACGUUUCCAGACUUAGCCAUUUCUAGGCAGUUUCCCAGUUUUGGCAUAGCCUUUUGAUGAGGUUCAAAAAUGGUCUUCUGGACUUCCUAUCGAGCUCUCAAUCACUUCAAUAUGUAGAGGGACACUCCAGCUUCAAAACAAGUCCUUAGUCUUCAAUUUCCAUCUAGCCAAUUGUAUGAUAUGAAUAUCCAAAGUAGGCACCAUGAACUGUUUUUACACUGAAACAACAUAUUAGGUCGACCGGAUCCUAUAUGAGGUCGACCGAAUCCUAAAUGAGGUCGACCGGAUCCUAUAUGAGGUCGACCGAAUUCUAUGUGAGGUCGACCUAAUCCUAACUGAGGUCGACCGGAAAGUGCAAGUCACCGUGACAUGCAUGUCACCGUAGGCACACCCUAAAGGUUGAUAUGAUUAUAUUGUUAUUUUAGAGUUUUUUAGUAUCUGGUUCUCUCCGUCUGCGCAAAUCUUUAGUUUCAUUGAUUCUAUCUCCAGUGACCAGUGUGGUUAAACAAAGAUUAACAAAUUGG